This is a messenger RNA of Camelina sativa (false flax), 1089 nucleotides long. Lineage: Eukaryota; Viridiplantae; Streptophyta; Magnoliopsida; Brassicales; Brassicaceae. The record is from RefSeq and is a predicted model, not a curated record.
AUGACGGAACUUGCUUUUGACAUAGUCGUUGAGAUACUUGCUAGGGUUCCGGUUAAGGACUUGCUAAGGUUUAGAUGUGUCUGCAAAAGCUGGCGUUCGUUGUUCCGAGAAGAGAGGUUCAUCAUAAAGCACAAAAAUCAUGCCCCAAGUCGCAAGCUAAAGACGGUAUUACAAGAGCCUGAACUGUACAAUGAUCGAGAGAAAAGUUUGCUUUUCAUAUAUAGAGUCAUCGGUCAUUGCGAUGGACUCUUUUGCCUGCUGCUUCAAGACAAUUCUUUAGCUGUUUGGAACCCUGUUUUGAGAGAAUUAAGAAAAGUAGGAAGAAUCAAGCAUCAGCAGAGUAUGAUUGGUUUUGGUUACGACCACUCAACUCACGAUCACAAAAUCGUUCUGAUACCGCUCACUAUCUCCUUAGCACAAGUGUUGACACUUAAGUCCAGUGUGUCUAAGAUGAUUGAUUUCCCAUGGAGGAAAUCUAUUGGCUUGAGCCGUGUGAACCCUGAGGGAAUCCUGGUGGGUGAAAAUAUCUUCUGGUCGUUCCAUCCUCGUGAAUCUGCUACCGUUGAUAACGGCGAAAAUAUCUUCUGGUCGUUCCAUACACAUGAAUCUACUACCAUUGAAAACGGCGAAAAUAUCUUGUCCUUUAGUCUAGUGUCAGAGACAUUCAACUACUGCUCUGGUCCUGGUGGAAAUUUUUUUCAUUUAAAGGUGUUGAAAGGAAGUCUAUGUGCAGUGGAGAACUGCUACGGUGGUGAUAUGGUUGUUUGGUGUGCGGAGCAUGAGAAGGAAGACAAUGGUCGAAUCAAAUCUUGGAGCACGAUCUUGAGGCUGACGGCAUCCGAUGUGGAGAGGUCAACGCGUUUGCAUGCUGGUUCGUUUUGGCUAGGAGCUGUGAUAAACCAGGCGGGACUGUUGCUUGUAAAGGUGAGGACACGUAAAAGUGAAAUAAAACUAUGCGAAUACAACUUGGAGGAGAAAACUAUGAGAACGGUUGAAACUAGUUUGCGCACAAGUUUAGAUUACCUUGAAAACAUGGAGGAGUAUGUUGCAACGCUUGUUCCUACUAGACCACAUCUACUAAGCAUUUAG